Molecule: messenger RNA, 836 nt
Organism: Cajanus cajan (pigeon pea)
Lineage: Eukaryota; Viridiplantae; Streptophyta; Magnoliopsida; Fabales; Fabaceae
Product: phylloplanin
Source: RefSeq, a predicted model, not a curated record
ACACAUGUAAUAUUUACUUGUUGCAAUAAGCAAAGAAAUACAACUUGUGAUAUUUGAUAUAACCCUAUCUAAGAACUAGCCAUGGCCUUGAAUCAUUUUAUAACAUUUCUCCUAAUUGCUGCAAUGGCAAUUCCACAUGCCAAAGCUCAGCUUGGGCUUAUUAAUGCUCUUCUCGGAUCUGUUAAUGUUCAAGGAACUGUAUUUUGCACUUCCAAGGACAAUAUGGGUGUCAAAGGUGUAAUCCCAGUUUUUUCAAAUGCUCAAGUGCAAGUGGUUUGUGGAGGAAAAGAGAUUUCUAAUGCUAGAACUGAUGAAAAUGGAAAGUUUUCUAUUAUGAUGGAUUCUCUUGUAUUGGAUCUGUCUUCUCUUCUGAAUGGUUGCAAUAUGGUGGUUGCCACUCCUCUUUCCAAUUGCAACACCAACCUUCCUUCUGCUGGGGCUCUCAUUUCAACCCUACAGUUUGCUGGGAUCACUCGUAUUGGGACUCAAACUAUAACUGACAUUAUUCCAUCAGGAUUCCAUUUCCUGCCCUCCACUUAAUUAUUCAACCAUCACAAAAUUAUCAUCAUUAAUUAAUUAAAUAAAGUCAUGCCAUGACUUAUCAAUCCCUUGUAUUUUUUUACUUUCUAAAUUCUACUUCAUUCGCCACUGUCUCUUAUACGUACCUAAAUUCAAACCAUUAGAUUGGUAUAGUGGUGAAAAGGUGAAAAAUUCAAAUAGUAUGCCGAAAAUCUUAGAUUUAAAUCAUGUUAUUGAUGUAAUUCUUAUUAUAAAAAAUAUAUAUAUGUAUCUAAAUUGGCAUUUGGAUAAAUGAUAUCACCCUUCACGAUGAUAAA